Molecule: messenger RNA, 2255 nt
Organism: Xenia sp. Carnegie-2017
Lineage: Eukaryota; Metazoa; Cnidaria; Anthozoa; Malacalcyonacea; Xeniidae
Product: crooked neck-like protein 1
Exons: 21
Coding region: 158-2167 (669 amino acids)
Biological process (GO): mRNA splicing, via spliceosome; spliceosomal complex assembly
Cellular component (GO): U2-type catalytic step 2 spliceosome; post-mRNA release spliceosomal complex; Prp19 complex
Molecular function (GO): protein binding
Source: RefSeq, a predicted model, not a curated record
UUUAUGGAUCAAGUCCAUUAAUUACCUUAAUCCCAAUGGAGGAACACGAAUCACGUUAUAUGCAAUCGAAGUAGUCUUAUAUGUGACUUUUGUCAUAUUUAAAUUGCUAUUUUUUCGACGAUUAGUUUUCAAGUUUUGUGUGGCAUACUGCUUUGCUAUGGCGGAAUCAGUUGGGAAACAAAGUCAGAGAGUUCCCAAGGUGGCAAAGGUGAAGAAUAAAGCUCCAGCACCUGUUCAAAUAACUGCAGAACAGCUUUUGCGCGAGGCCAAAGAAAGGCAACUUGAAGUUGUACCACCUCCACCAAAACAGAAAAUCUCAGAUCCGGAGGAAUUAAAGGAAUACAAGCUACGAAAAAGAAAGGCAUUUGAGGAUAAUAUUAGGAAAAACAGAACGUUGAUGCCAAAUUGGAUAAAAUAUGCACAAUGGGAAGAAAGUCAACAUGAAUUUGAGAGGGCAAGAUCUGUGUAUGAACGGGCUAUUGAUGUUGAUCAUCGUUGCAUUCCCAUUUGGUUAAAAUAUGCAGAAAUGGAAAUGAAGCAUCGACAAGUCAACCAUGCCCGAAAUAUUUGGGACAGGGCUGUUACCAUUUUGCCUAGGUGUAAUCAAUUUUGGUAUAAAUAUACUUACAUGGAGGAAAUGUUGGGAAAUGUUGCUGGUGCUAGACAAGUGUUUGAGCGGUGGAUGGAAUGGGAACCUGAAGAACAAGCUUGGCACUCAUACAUUAAUUUAGAACUUCGUUUUAAGGAGUUUCAGAGAGCUCGAAAUAUUUACGAGCGUUUUGUGUACGUCCACCCUGAGGUGAAAAAUUGGAUAAAGUAUGCAAAAUUUGAAGAGAAACACGGAAAUAUAACGAAGUCACGCGAAGUGUUUGAACGGGCAGUAGAAUUUUACGGUGAAGAAAACAUGGAUGAAAAAUUGUUCGUAUCAUUUGCAAGAUUCGAGGAAUCUUGUAAAGAGCACGAAAGAGUGAGAGUUAUCUGUAAGUUUGCUCUUGAUCAUCUUCCCAAAGAACAAUGUCAAGAUCUUUAUAAGUUUUACACUCAACACGAGAAGAGAUUUGGUGAUAAGGGAGGCAUUGAAGAUGUGAUUGUCUCAAAAAGGAAAUUUCAAUAUGAAGAGGAAAUCAAAGCUAACCCAAACAACUACGACGCAUGGUUUGACUACAUCCGACUAAUGGAAAAUGAGUCCACUUCUGACAUUGUUCGAGAAACAUAUGAACGGGCCAUAGCUAACAUUCCUCCUACACAGGAAAAAAGAUUGUGGAGACGGUACAUAUACUUGUGGAUUAAUUAUGCCUUAUACGAAGAACUAAUUGCGAAGGACAUGGAUCGAACAAGGCAAGUGUACAGGGCUUGUCUUGACGUCAUUCCCCAUAAAAAGUUUACUUUUGCUAAAAUGUGGUUGCUGUACGCGCAGUUCGAGAUACGUGAGUUGGAAUUAGUGAACGCAAGAAAAGCUUUGGGUGCCGCUAUUGGAAAAUGUCCGAAGGAUAAACUAUUCAGAGAAUACAUUGGCUUAGAACUUCAGCUGCGCGAGUUUGAUCGUUGUCGAAAGUUGUACGAAAAGUUUUUGGAAUUUAAUUCGUCGAAUUGUACAACAUGGAUAAAAUACGCAGAGUUGGAGACUAUUCUUGGUGAUACUGAACGAGCACGUGCUAUUUUUGAGUUAGCCGUGGGACAGACUUUGUUGGAUAUGCCAGAGGUUUUGUGGAAGGCGUAUAUCGAUUUCGAAAUUAGUCAAGAGGAAUUUGAAAAAACCAAAGAUCUCUACGAACGAUUAUUGGAAAGAACGCAACACGUUAAAGUCUGGAUCAGCUACGCGCAGUUUCAGUUGACAACCGAUCUUGAUGAUCGCAAUGUCCUAGCAAGAAAUGUCUACGAGAGAGCUAAUCGUGAAUUGAAAAAUGCAGAGGAGAAAGAAGAAAGACUAAUGCUUCUUGAAUCAUGGAAGCAAUUUGAAAAAACGGUCGGUGAUGAAGAAUCGCUGGAAGUUGUUCAAAAGAAAAUGCCUCGAAAAGUCAAGAAAAGAAGGAAAAUUGAAACUGAUGAUGGUUCGGACGCUGGAUGGGAAGAGUUCUACGACUAUAUAUUUCCGGACGAUGAAGAUAAUCUUCCAAACUUCAAACUUCUUCAAAUGGCAAGACUGUGGAAGCAGAACAAAGGAUAGAAUGAAGUCUUAUAAGUUUUACUUGUGAAUAGCCCACAUCACUCUUUUAUUGUAUUGAUAAAAUAGCAAAUAAACAUUUUGAGUUUUU